GUAUGAUACGUCUCUCGAAUAUAUCGUCUUUUUAAGCUGAAGUUGACUGAAUCUAAAAGAGUGUGUUAUACCAAAUUAAUCAUAAAAGUAAAGCCUGUACGAUGGUAUGAGGUUCACCGAAAAAUACUAAGAAUCACCGAAGAAAAUAGUGCAUAAAGUGUAGAGUGCCAUGACUGAAAUUCUUAGAAGAAACCGAAAGUGAUACAAAAAAAAAAUAAAAUAAAAAAUUCAUUACAAAAACAUACCGGUAGACCUCUGUCCAGGGUCGGAUUAAAAUAUUCAUAAGAACCCCAGAGUAUAUAUGGAAGAAAAUGAAUAAUACGAACGACUGCCUGGAACAAAUUAAAGAAAACAAAAAAAAUGUUACUGUGGAAGAUGUAUAUAAAUUAUUGGAAUUCAUGAAUGGAAAUUUCAUCAAGAAGUUUGAGUCUAUAGAUAAUGAAAUAAAAUCGUUGUUGAUGAUUGUAGAACAUAAAUGCACCGAUGCUGAAAAAAAGAUCUCAUCAUUAGAAGCUGAAAACUAUGAACUAAGAGUACGAGUCGAAGAACAAGAAAAAAAAUUGAAAGGAAAUAACUUAAUAGUAUAUGGUAUACAAGAAGAAGAGGGAGAAACGUCUACUAGUCUGACCAAAACAAUCAUCCAAAUUUUCGAAAAUAUUCUUCAUAU
This is a messenger RNA of Leptinotarsa decemlineata (Colorado potato beetle), 667 nucleotides long. RefSeq lists its product as uncharacterized. Lineage: Eukaryota; Metazoa; Arthropoda; Insecta; Coleoptera; Chrysomelidae. The record is from RefSeq and is a predicted model, not a curated record.